AGUUCUAAUCCCCAAAAUUUCAAUUUUUUCCUCAUAAAAAGAAAUAAAAAUAAAAUAAAAAAGGGCAAAUGGUUAUACAGAAAACGAUGGGUUCCUCUUUCCCAUACUUUCUCUGCAACUGACAUAACCGUUUCGUCUUGUUCCCCAGUGCUCACCACCCCCAAUUUCUGCCUCCUUUUCCAACUUCUCAUAUACAUACACAUGUAAUAUCCUAUACGUACAGCUUAUAUAUGUAUGUAUACGCGUGUAUAAUGUGACCCCCUUUUCUCCAAUUGCUCGCCGCUUACUUCACCCCCCACCCCCUCCAUCCCUCAAUUUUCCCUCCUUUAUCGAUCAAAAGGUUUGCUUUUUCCGCUUUUGCUUUUGCCGAUUUCAGCUUAAAAGCUAUAAAUUUGCAUCGUAUAGUAUUUCUGUAUGUAUGGAUUUUAUUAGCUGGUAAUAAUAAGAAGAAAUGAAAAUGGGGCUGCGCUUUGGGAAAGUGGCCGCGUACGCGGUGUUGAUUUUCGCUACUCUGAAUUUAUUUCAAAUUCGCGGCGAAAUUCCGACAACCCUAGACGAGCCGUUCGAUCCCGUCACUGUGCCGUUGGAUAAGAGUUUCAGGGGAAAUGCAAUUGAUUUGCCUGAUAGUGAUCCUAGGGUUAAAAGGACCGUUCUAGGGUUUCAUCCCGAACAAAUCUCUGUCUCGCUUUCUUCCACUUUUGAUUCUGUCUGGAUUUCCUGGAUUACAGGGGAAUUUCAAAUCGGAGAAAACGUAAAGCCGUUGAACCCGAAAACCGUUGCUAGUGUAGUUCACUACGGAAAGUUAAGGUUCCCUAUGACCCACAAAGCAAACGGAGAAUCGCUCGUGUACAGUCAGCUUUAUCCUUUCGAAGGCCUCCAAAAUUACACUUCUGGGAUUAUCCACCAUGUUCGUCUUAUGGGAUUAGAGCCAAGUACACUGUACUACUAUAGAUGUGGAGAUCCUUCAGUUCAGGCGAUGAGUGAUAUAUACUAUUUCAAGACAAUGCCGAUUUCUAGUCCGAAAAGCUAUCCGGGUAGAAUAGCUGUUAUCGGAGAUUUAGGUCUUACGUACAACUCAAGUUCAACAAUCGAACAUUUGAAAAGGAACAAGCCCGAUUUAAUUCUAUUGGUUGGAGAUGUUUGCUAUGCUAACUUAUAUCUCACUAAUGGAACUGGUUCGGAUUGCUAUUCUUGCUCGUUUUCGGAUACUCCUAUACACGAGACUUUUCAGCCUCGCUGGGAUUAUUGGGGCAGAUUUAUGCAGCCACUGAUAUCGAAAGUUCCGAUAAUGAUGGUGCAAGGGAACCACGAGCUCGAAGAACAAGCUGAAAACAAGACUUUUGUGUCCUACAGUUCUCGAUUUGCAUUCCCAUCUAAAGAAAGUGGAUCUUCUUCCAAAUUCUACUAUUCGUUUAAUGCGGGUGGGAUACAUUUUAUAGUACUCGGUGGAUAUGUUGCGUAUAACAGAUCAGAUGAUCAGUAUAAAUGGUUGGAAAAGGAUUUAGCUAAUGUUGAUAGAGAAGUUACACCGUGGUUAGUCGCCACGUGGCAUCCCCCGUGGUACACCACGUACAAAGCACAUUACAGAGAAUCGGAGUGUAUGAAGGUAGCUAUGGAAGAUUUGCUGUACCAAUAUCGUGUUGACAUAGUCUUCAACGGGCAUGUACAUGCAUACGAAAGGUCAAACAGAGUGUAUAACUACAGCGUCGACCCAUGUGGGCCCGUUUACAUAGCAAUUGGCGAUGGUGGAAAUAGAGAAAAGAUGGCGAUUUCGCAUGCAGAUGAUCCUGACAGCUGUCCAGAGCCGUCGACCACACCAGAUGCAAUUAUGGGCGGUUUCUGCGCUUUCAAUUUCACAGCGGGUCGCGCUUCUGGUAAAUUCUGUUGGGACCAACAACCUGAUUAUAGUGCUUACAGGGAAUCCAGCUUUGGCCAUGGCAUCCUCGAGGUGAAGAAUGAGACACAUGCUCUGUGGACAUGGCAUCGAAAUCAGGACAUGUACAAUAGAAUCGGAGAUCAGAUUUACGUUGUUAGGCAGCCUGAGAGAUGUCCUGUUCAAAGUGAGGUAAUUGAAUUUUGGGGAGCACAAAAUUUGCAAAAUGUACCUUCCUCAGUUUCUAGUGACUGAAUUAGGUUAUAAAAAAAAAAGAAGAAAUUUUGAGAUUCAACGAAACCCGAUAUUUCGCUAGUUUGAUGUACAUAUUGUCUGAUUGUCCGUAACGAUGUAAAUGAAAAACAGGGUAUUGUCGUUUGGCAGCUGGAAAAUAGUAAAAAUCACAAGAUUGUCGAUCA
This is a messenger RNA of Erythranthe guttata (spotted monkey flower), 2292 nucleotides long. RefSeq names its product purple acid phosphatase 15. Gene Ontology annotation, molecular function: metal ion binding; acid phosphatase activity. The record is from RefSeq and is a predicted model, not a curated record. Lineage: Eukaryota; Viridiplantae; Streptophyta; Magnoliopsida; Lamiales; Phrymaceae.